Penicilliopsis zonata CBS 506.65 is the source of this 2880-nucleotide messenger RNA. RefSeq lists its product as hypothetical. Lineage: Eukaryota; Fungi; Ascomycota; Eurotiomycetes; Eurotiales; Aspergillaceae. The record is from RefSeq and is a predicted model, not a curated record. Gene Ontology annotation, biological process: carbohydrate metabolic process. The transcript is spliced from 4 exons. Bases 320 to 2698 code for a protein of 792 amino acids.
CUAAAACGGCGAGAACCCCCCGAUUCACAUGCUCUAGUGAAUCUAGUGUGUGUGAGCUUUUGCCACUUCUCUUUGCUUAUUCACGCCAUCAAUUGAGGAAGGGGAAAAGACCCCUCGUCCUGUCCAAAACCAAGUUUCGUCGUGUCGAUCGAGGCGUUGGUUGUUUGAAGCGGGCUGUCUUCGCCUUGGGACUUCAGCCCCGCACUCGAAAAGAGGGACUUCUGGCGUUCGAGCCGACAGCCAACUGGCCACGAAUUUGCCAACAAAAGACCAAGACUCUUUGCCGUCCACUCGCAUUCCCCUUCUGAGAUCGAACGGAAUGGCAACAGCCACUACGGGGAUACAUGAUCAUGAACGGACGCAUGGCGGUGGGUCAUCUGAGACGGGGCUAAAGCUGGUCAACCGGCUCCAGCAGAGCAAGUCGCCCUACGUCAGAGCUCAUGGGGACAAUCCGGUGGCCUGGCAGCCGUGGGAUGCAGAGGCCAUCGAGCUGGCGAAGCGGCAUAACAGGUUGAUUUUUCUGAGUAUCGGCUAUUCGGCCUGUCAUUGGUGCCAUGUGAUGGAAAAGGAGUCGUUCGUGUCGUCUGAGGUGGCGGGGAUUCUCAACGAGUUCUUCAUCCCUAUCAAGGUGGACCGGGAGGAACGGCCGGAUAUCGACGACAUUUACAUGAACUAUGUACAGGCAACCACCGGGUCUGGCGGCUGGCCGCUGAACGUUUUCCUGACCCCAGACCUCGAACCAAUCUUUGGCGGCACCUACUGGCCGGGCCCGAACACCUCGUCGAUCGGACCGGGCACGACCAGUUUUAUGGAGAUCCUGGAGAAGCUGCGGGACGUAUGGAAGACGCAGGAGCAGCAGUGUCGCGACAGCGGCAAGACGAUCACAAAGCAGCUGCAGGAUUUCGCCGAGGAAGGGACACAUUCGCAGCACGGCGAGCGUGAGGCGGAUGAAGACUUGGAGCUGGAGCUGGUCGAAGAGGCGUACCAGCAUUUUGUCUCGCGGUAUGACUCCAUCAACGGCGGGUUCUCGACCGCGCCCAAGUUUCCGGCCCCUGCGAAUCUGGCCUUCUUGCUGCGUCUGGGGUGCUAUCCCACUGCCGUUCUAGACAUUGUCGGCCAGGACGAGUGCGAGAAGGCGACCGUCAUGGCCGUGCAGACCCUCAUCAACAUGGCCCGAGGCGGGAUCCGCGACCACAUCGGCCAUGGAUUCGCCCGGUACAGCGUGACGGCCGACUGGAGCCUGCCACAUUUUGAGAAGAUGCUGUAUGACCAGGCGCAGCUUCUAUCCGUCUACAUCGAUGCCUUCCGGCUGACCCAUCACCCGGAGCUGCUCGGGGCGGUCUACGAUUUGAUCACAUAUCUGACCAGCGCGCCGAUCCAGUCGUCGACAGGAGGGUUCUACUCGUCCGAGGAUGCCGACAGUCUACCGAACCCUACGGACACGGAAAAGCGCGAGGGGGCAUUCUACGUCUGGACGAUGAAAGAGUUCACCCAGGUUCUCGGCCAACGAGACGCCGGCGUGUGCGCCCGCCACUGGGGGGUGCUCCCCGACGGAAACGUCUCGCCGGAGCACGACCCGCACGACGAGUUCAUGAACCAGAACGUGCUGGCCAUCCGGGCCACGCCCAGCAAGCUCGCCAAGGAGUUUGGUUUGAGCGAAGAAGAAGUGGUCAAGAUCAUCAAGUCGGCGCGGCAACGGCUCCGCGACCACCGCAACAAAGUGCGCGUGCGGCCGAACCUCGACGACAAGAUCAUCGUCGCGUGGAACGGGCUUGCCAUCGGCGCCCUGGCCAAGGCGAGUAUCCUGUUCGAAAGCAUCGAUGGCGGCAAAGCCCUGCAAUGCCGAGAGGCAGCCACCAAGGCCGCCACCUUCAUAAAGAAUCACAUGUUCGACAAGCCGACCGGAAGGCUCUGGCGCAUCUACCGUGACGGUAGCCGAGGCGAAACACCUGGCUUCGCGGAUGAUUAUGCCUACCUGAUCGCCGGCUUGCUCGAUCUGUACGAGGCGACUUUUGACGAUAGCUAUCUUCAAUUUGCCGACCAACUACAGAGUUAUCUGGAUGCCAAUUUCCAGGCCAUCUCCGGCUCCACGCCAGCAGGGUACUACAACACACCAUCGGUGACUACUCCGGGAGCGCCCGGGCCGUUGAUCCGGUUGAAGACGGGGACCGACUCGGCGACCCCGUCCAUCAACGGAGUGGUAGCGAGCAACCUGAUGCGUCUGUCAGCCCUACUAGCGGACGAGAAGUACCGCGACCAGGCACGGCAGACGUGCAACUCGUUCGCGGUGGAGAUCCUGCAACACCCAUUCCUCUUCGUCGGCUUGCUGGACGCAGUCGUCGCGCUGGAGACGGGCGCUCGCAGCGUGACGGGGGUCUUCUGCAGCGCAGACGUGACGGAGACGAGCGUGCCGCGGGCGGACAGCCUGCUCGACAAGACCGAGCAGCCCGUUUCGGCGUGGGAGCUGAUUGUCCAGAAAAUCCGCGCCGAGUGCCGGCUCGCAGUCUCGUCCACGUGCACCACCAACGCAGCCUUGGUCGACGUGCGGCCGUCACACGCGGGCGACUUUGUCGGCAACCCUUCCUUCUGGUUGCUCGGGCGAAAUCCCUUGCUCAAGUCGCUGCGCGGGUCUACCGGUCAAAAGAAGAAUCACCUGAUGCUCUGCGAGUCGGGCAGUUGUCGGAUAGUGGAUGUCUAAUGGGUUCCUUCUUUUUUUUUCCCCUUCCUUGGAUACUAUUGCAAUGGUUUGCAUACGCGGUGCAGGGCGGAGUAUGGUUUGCAUAGAAUAUGAUCUGAUCUUCUCGUUCCAUGGACAACUAGUUAGUACAAUAGUAGAGACAGUACCUAGGUAGAUAAGAAACUCGCCACGAAUCAUCCUUU